UCUGUUACUUCAUUUUCUCUACCUUUUUUUCUUUUAGAUUCCAUUCAUCUUCAAAGGUUUCUUAUACAUUCUCUCUGCUCAAAACUCUUUUUCUUUUCAAUACUUGUAAAGAACAAAAGAGCUUUCUUCUUCUCUUUCAUUGUUUACCUUUGCCGCAGCAUUGCAGCUUCGAUAACUAAAUGGGUAGACAUUCUUGCUGUUACAAACAAAAGCUGAGAAAAGGGCUUUGGUCUCCUGAAGAAGACGAGAAGCUUCUCAACCACAUCACUAAUCACGGCCAUGGCUGCUGGAGCUCUGUUCCUAAACUCGCUGGUUUACAGAGAUGCGGUAAGAGUUGUAGACUAAGAUGGAUCAAUUACUUGAGACCUGAUUUAAAGAGAGGUGCUUUCUCUCCAGAGGAAGAGAAUCUCAUUGUCGAACUUCACGCUGCCCUCGGAAAUAGAUGGUCACAAAUUGCGUCAAGGCUUCCGGGUAGAACCGACAACGAGAUCAAGAAUCUAUGGAACUCAAGCAUCAAGAAGAAACUAAAACAGAGAGGUAUUGACCCAAACACACACAAACCCAUCUCCGAAGUUGAGAGCUUUAGCGACAGAGACAAACCAACAACUACAAGCAACAACAAAAGAAUCGGUAACGACCACAAGUCUCCUAGUUCCUCCUCUGCAACUAACCAAGACUUCUUCCUCGAAAGGCCAUCUGAUUUCUCCGACUUCUUCGGUUUUCAGAAGCUUAACUUCAACUCCAGUCUCGGCCUCUCUGUUACGACUGAUUCUUCACUCUGUUCGAUGAUUCCGCCGCAGUUUAGCUCCGGAAACAUGGUUGUUGGCUCUGUCUUUCAGACGCCGGUAUGCGUAAAGCCCUCGAUUAGUCUCCCCCAGGACAAUAGUUCGAGUCCUGUCUCCGGAGGAGAACAUGUGAAAUCGGCUGCACCAAAUUGGGAAUUUCAAACAAACAACAACACUGCAAAUUUCUUCGACAACGGCGGUUUCUCAUGGUCAAUCCCAAACUCUUCUUCUACUGUAUCUUCACAAGUCAAACCAAAUCAUAACUUGGAAGAAAUAAAAUGGUCAGAGUAUUUGAACACACCGUUCUUCAUAGGGAGCACUGUACAGAGUCAAAGCACUCAACCAAUCUACAUUAAAUCAGAGACAGAUUACUUAGCCAGUGUUUCGAACAUGACAGAUCCUUGGAGCCAAAGCCAAAACGAGAACUUGGUCACAGCUGAAGCUAGUGACGUGUUUUCCAAGGAUCUUCAGAGAAUGGCAGUCUCUUUUGGUCAGUCCCUUUAGCUUCUUUUUUUUUUUUUUUUCUUAAUUCUAACAGAUGUAGAGAACAAAAAGAUAUACAAUACAUACAAUACGUACAGUGGAUUUUAAGUGUUCUGUAUAUUUUCAUGGGUAAAAAAAGAAAGAAAAAGCGAGCUGUCUUUAUUUCUAUGUUUAUGUUUGAACUUUGAAGUGUGUUUUAUACGUCAAAUAUUCUUCUUUCUUUUGCAAACCUUUCGGUAUCAUCA
Messenger RNA from Capsella rubella, 1513 nucleotides. Its product is annotated as transcription factor MYB61. The transcript has 3 exons. The record is from RefSeq and is a predicted model, not a curated record. Gene Ontology annotation, biological process: regulation of stomatal movement. Lineage: Eukaryota; Viridiplantae; Streptophyta; Magnoliopsida; Brassicales; Brassicaceae. Bases 180 to 1289 code for a protein of 369 amino acids.